ACUCAGUAGUAAUGAUAGUGUGUUUAUAUUUUUUAUAUUUAAAAGAUAUAAAAUUUUUUGAUGAAAUAUGUUGAGAUGAUAUCCAUCAAACAAAAUGUUGUCGGCAAAACUAAGUCAAACCACCGCGUUCGCUAACCACUCUGUCCCUCUGUCCAUCUUUUGGAAAAGAAGAGAACCUACGUGCGCAACGGCCACCGCCCACCACCUCAAACCUCUCGCAGCCGCUCAAUCGAACAGCCACCGCUCCUCUCCUCUCCUCUCCUCCUCUUGCCACCAUCAGCAACACCACAUCGACCAUCGGCAUUGAGGUCGUCGGAGGUGAUCGAGAUCGAUGGGUGGCGGCCGGCUGCAGGGCGAGCAGUUGAAGCAACUGCGCAACAUAUUCGAUCGCUUCGACAUGGACGGGGACGGCAGCCUGACCCAGCUGGAGCUCGCUGCCCUCCUCCGCUCCCUCGGCCUCAAGCCCGACGGCGACCAGAUCCACGCGAUGCUCGCAGGCAUGGACGCCAACGGCAACGGCACCGUGGAGUUCGACGAGCUCGCGGCGGCGCUCGCGCCCGUCAUGACCGAGCAGGCCAUGGUCGACCAGAAGCAGCUCCUGGAGGUCUUCCGCUGCUUCGACCGGGACGGCAACGGGUUCAUAUCGGCGGCGGAGCUGGCGCGGUCCAUGGCGCGCAUGGGCCAGCCUCUGACCUUCGUCGAGCUGACCGACAUGAUGCAGCAGGCCGAUGCCGACGGCGACGGUGUCAUCAGCUUCGAAGAGUUCGCCGCCGUCAUGGCCAAGUCCGCCGCCGAAUUCCUCGGCCUCACCCUCGUCUCCCAUUGAUGGCUGUUGAUACUGUUACCAUUACUAUUUCUUUUGGUUUUGGUAGCAGUGGAUUGGAGUGGAGAUCAAUAAAUGUACAGAAGCAGAAGAUGAUAUAAUGGAGUUAGGAUCACGUACAAAGCAGUCGAUGAAUCCAUACUUCUCAUUCAUCGUUCCGCAUGUGUGUAAUGAUCAUUGCAGGGGCUUUGCUUUGAUGUUUCACUGAACACUACCUUUGAUUUCUCUUUUA
Messenger RNA from Musa acuminata subsp. malaccensis (wild Malaysian banana), 1055 nucleotides. Its product is annotated as probable calcium-binding protein CML14. Lineage: Eukaryota; Viridiplantae; Streptophyta; Magnoliopsida; Zingiberales; Musaceae. The record is from RefSeq and is a predicted model, not a curated record. Gene Ontology annotation, molecular function: calcium ion binding.